Molecule: messenger RNA, 3600 nt
Organism: Manihot esculenta (cassava)
Lineage: Eukaryota; Viridiplantae; Streptophyta; Magnoliopsida; Malpighiales; Euphorbiaceae
Product: nodulation receptor kinase
Exons: 15
Coding region: 599-3391 (930 amino acids)
Biological process (GO): protein phosphorylation
Molecular function (GO): protein binding; ATP binding; protein kinase activity
Source: RefSeq, a predicted model, not a curated record
AUCAAACCUUAAUUAAUUAAAAAUACAAAAUUAGACCCACACCACCAAAUCAAUGUUUUAAUAAUAAUCUUAUAACAUAAAAGUGAUUAUCAAAUUUGGAUUUUCUAGUUCAAGCUUCUUCUCAUCCUUCUUCCUUUCUACGCUUCUCCUCUUAACUCCCACAUUUGAAGUCAAACCUUUGUUAUUAACCUCUGCUUCUUCUUCAAAAUCAAAAUUUUCUGCCCUUCUGCCGGAAACACGAUUCUUCUGUGAUGAACUCCUGCAAUGAUGCAUAGCCAUGGUUUGCUCUGAUAUCAUAUUGUAAGGAUCCGGAAAACAAACCGUUAUCAGAGUUUAAAUCAACUUAAGAUAACUGGAACCCUAUUGUACAUCCUAAUAGGCCUGAUAUAAUCUCAACAUGAUCUUUACUUAGAUUUCAAUCUCAAGUAUUAGAGAGAACAUAGCUAAAUCUGGUUCUAUACGUUGAUUCAAAACAGAAAACUGCAGAUGAGAGGUGCUUGAACUAGUGGAGUACAAGAAAAUUCAUAACCUGCAAAAACAGCUGGUCUGAUUAUGAGUUUGAUGACCAGAUGGGGCGAAUUCCUUUUAAGAUGAGAAGAUGAUGGGAAUCCAUAACUGGAUUGUAAGAGGUGUUGAGUGUUUUAUUGCUUGCCUGCUCAUAAUUAUUCCAUUGACUUGUGCAGAAGAAGGUUUGAACAUCAAAUGCUGUGCUGCAUCAAAUUCUACAGAUAUAAGAAAAUUAACCUGGAUAUCAGAUUAUGGAUGGUUCCCAGAUGAUGCAAGUUGCCAGCCUAUAACCCGAGCAGAAGCAAACUUCACAGGUUAUGAUGUUCGGUUUUUCAAAAUUGAUUCAGGGAAGAGAUGCUACAAAUUACCAACAAAUAAAGAUCAAGACUAUCUAAUAAGGGGAACAUUUCUUUAUGGAGAUUCAGUGGGAUCUUUGGACUCCUUUGACGUUUUGAUCGGUGUGACAAAAAUAAGCAGAGUGAACACGUCUGAGGAUUUGAAGGUGGAGGGCAUUUUUAGAGCUAAAGAUCAGCAUACAGAUUUUUGCUUAGUGCAUGACAAAGGAUACCCAUACAUUUCACAGCUUGAACUCAAGCCCCUGGAAGAUUCAGAGUAUUUAAACGUACUGGGAAAGGCACCUAACAUUUUGAAAUUGGUUAGCAGAAAUGAUGUAGGAAAUUCAGGAGAGGAUAUCAGGUACCCAGAUGACCCUUUUGAUAGAAUUUGGGACACAGACAGCAAACUAGUUAAGCCAUCACCAGACUUAACACUAGCGAGAUCCUACAUCCAUAAUGCUAGCACAACAGUGCCUAUUAGAGUUCUCCAAACUGCACUAACACAUCCAGACAGACUGGAGUUCCUACACAGCAGCCUUGAUGCAGAAUAUCACAACUACACCCUGUUCCUCUACUUUUUUGAGCUUAACUCCACUAUAAAACCUCAACAAAGGGUGUUUAAAAUCUACAUUAACAAUGAGAUUCAUCAGGACGAAUUUGACAUACAGGCCAACGGAUCAUAUUAUAAUGAAGUUGCACUGAAUGUCACAGCAAAAGAAGCACUAAACUUGACGCUGGUCAAGGUCUCAAAUAGGUCUGUGUUUGGACCUAUUUUAAAUGCUUAUGAGAUCUUACAAAUGUACUCAUGGAUUCAAGGAACUAACCAGCAAGAUGUGGACACAAUAGAGAUGGCGAGAUAUGAACUGCUUCAGCAUAACAAAGAAAAUCAAGUGUUGCAAAGUUGGUCAGGAGACCCAUGUCAUCCUCUUCCUUGGAAAGGUCUAACAUGCCAAAGCAUGAACGGGGACCCAGUGAUCACCAGGCUGGAUAUUUCCUCAAGUCGUCUUCGUGGGCCGCUUCCAGCUAAUAUUACUAGGCUGAACAACCUAAUGCAAUUGAAUGUUACCCACAAUAAAUUUACUGCCAGGAUACCAGAAUUCCCAUCAUCCUCCAAGUUAACAUCAGUGGAUUUGAGCCACAAUGAACUGGUUGGCUUUCUUCCAAACUCUUUGACCUCGCUUCCAAAUUUGACAACAUUAUACUAUGGCUGCAAUAAUUUAAGCAAAGGAACUCCAAGUUUUAACAACUCAAGACUUGCUACAGACUAUGGGGUAUGUGUCAAUGUUACACAAAGCUCAACACGUAAUAUUCAAGGAAUUCUCAUAGGUACUGUUGCAUGUGGAUCCUUCCUAUUAGCACUUGGAGUUGCUUUAGUUUGCAUUUACAGGCAAAAGUUCAUAGCUCAGAGGAAUUUUGAUGGAAAACGACACCCUAUGACAAAGAAUGCCAUUUUCUCUCUGCCCAGCUCGGAUGAUGUAACUUUUAAGUCGAUAACUAUUCAAAUGUUUACCCUAGAAUACAUAGAGAAUGCCACCCACAAGUAUAAAACCUUGAUAGGUGAAGGUGGUUUUGGAUCAGUAUACCGUGGCACACUAUCUGAUGGUCAAGAGGUGGCAGUGAAGGUCCGGUCAUCCACCUCAACUCAAGGAACUCGGGAAUUUGAGAAUGAGCUAAACCUUCUAUCAUCUAUCCGACAUGAGAAUCUGGUACCCCUUCUUGGUUAUUGUUGCGAAAAUGAUCAACAAAUCCUUGUUUACCCAUUCAUGUCCAAUGGCUCUCUGCAAGAUCGCCUAUAUGGGGAGGCAGCUAAAAGGAAAACUCUGGAUUGGCCAACCAGACUUUCAAUUGCUCUUGGUGCUGCUCGAGGGUUGACACAUCUUCAUACGUUCGCUGGCCGUUGCGUUAUACAUAGAGAUGUAAAGUCAAGCAACAUACUUCUAGAUCAAAGCAUGAAUGCCAAGGUGGCGGACUUCGGCUUCUCAAAAUAUGCUCCUCAGGAAGGGGACAGUGGUGCUUCUCUGGAAGUAAGAGGCACUGCUGGCUACUUGGAUCCAGAGUACUAUUCAACGCAGCAUCUAUCAGCAAAAAGUGAUGUCUUUAGCUUUGGGGUGGUUCUCCUUGAAAUUGUAAGUGGUCGAGAACCUCUCAACAUCCACAGGCCACGAAAUGAAUGGAGCUUGGUUGAAUGGGCAAAACCCUAUAUAAGGGAGUCAAAGAUCGACGAAAUUGUGGACCCUAGCAUAAAGGGAGUUUAUCAUGCAGAGGCAAUGUGGAGAGUGGUGGAGGCUGCAUUGGCAUGCAUCGAGCCCUUCUCUGCUUAUCGACCAUGCAUGGCUGACAUUGUUAGGGAGUUGGAGGAUGCUUUGAUAAUUGAAAACAAUGCAUCUGAAUAUAUGAAGUCCAUAGACAGCAUAGGGGGGUACAGCUUGGGAGGUUCCAAUCGCUUCUCGAUAGUCAUAGACAAGAAGAAUGUUAUACCACCAACUCCAACCCCAACAGAACCUUCACCAAUUAAUGCACAAGCGAUGGCUCCUCCAGAACCAAGAUAGUAGAAGGGUUGGAAAAUUACAGUCAGUUUAGUUGCAUCAACUGACGAAUUAUAGUAAGGAAAUCUGAAGAUGAUUCCGAAUGCUAUUUUGUGAGAGAUCGUCCAUCUAUUCCAUUUACUUCAAGUUGUUCAAUUUUUCCCUGAAUUUCAAGUUAAAGAAUCUACUUUUUGCAAUAAAAUUUUUACAGGAUAUACUAUGGGUUUGCAUUA